Sesamum indicum (sesame) is the source of this 1681-nucleotide messenger RNA. RefSeq names its product 3-ketoacyl-CoA thiolase 2, peroxisomal. Gene Ontology annotation, molecular function: acetyl-CoA C-acyltransferase activity. The record is from RefSeq and is a predicted model, not a curated record. Gene Ontology annotation, cellular component: peroxisome. Lineage: Eukaryota; Viridiplantae; Streptophyta; Magnoliopsida; Lamiales; Pedaliaceae. Gene Ontology annotation, biological process: fatty acid beta-oxidation; phenylacetate catabolic process.
GAACCGAUUCAUUUUUACAUUGUAGAGAGAGAGACAGAGAAGAGAGAGAGAAAGACAGAGAUGGAGAAAGCAGUUGAGAGGCAGAGGGUUUUGCUUCAGCACCUACGUCCAUCCUUCACUUCGUCUUCUCUGGAAGAUAUUGAUUCUUCAAUUUCUGCAUCUAUUUGUUCAGCUGGGGACAGUUCAGCAUAUCACAGGUCCACUGUCUUUGGUGAUGAUGUGGUUAUAGUGGCUGCCUACCGAACUCCUCUGUGCAAGUCGAAAAGGGGUGGCUUCAAAGAUACAUAUCCUGAUGAUUUACUUGCUCCUGUUCUGAGGGCAUUGAUCGAAAAAACAAAUGUCAAUCCAAGUGAAGUUGGGGAUAUUGUUGUAGGCACGGUGUUGGCACCGGGCUCCCAGAGAGCAAGUGAAUGCAGGAUGGCUGCUUUUUAUGCUGGUUUCCCUGAAACUGUACCUGUUAGAACAGUGAAUAGGCAAUGUUCAUCUGGCCUUCAAGCUGUAGCUGAUGUAGCUGCAGCUAUCAAAGCUGGAUUCUAUGAUAUUGGGAUUGGUGCUGGGUUAGAAUCAAUGACUGUUAAUCCUAUGGCCUGGGAAGGAUCAGUGAAUCCAAAGGUGAAAACAAUGGCCCAAGCACAAGAUUGUCUUCUUCCAAUGGGUAUUACUUCAGAAAAUGUUGCACAUCGAUUUGGCGUGACAAGGCAGGAGCAAGAUCAGGCUGCAGUUGAGUCACAUAAGAAGGCUGCUGCUGCAACUGCUUCAGGGAAGUUUAAGGAUGAGAUAAUACCUGUGAAAACUAAGAUUGUGGACCCAAAAUCUGGAGAUGAGAAAGAAGUAACAAUAUCUGUUGAUGAUGGUAUAAGGCCAAACACCUCAGUGGCAGAAUUGGGCAAGCUGAAACCUGUUUUCAAGAAGGAUGGCUCAACCACUGCUGGGAACUCUAGUCAAGUAAGUGAUGGUGCUGGAGCUGUGCUUCUCAUGAAGAGAAGUGUGGCAAUGCAGAAAGGACUUCCCAUCCUUGGAGUUUUCAGGAGCUUUGCUGCUGUUGGUGUAGAUCCUGCCAUCAUGGGUGUUGGUCCAGCAGUUGCGAUUCCUGCGGCAGUCAAAUCUGCUGGUCUUGAACUUGGGGACAUAGAUCUUUUUGAGAUAAAUGAGGCGUUUGCAUCACAAUUUGUAUACUGCCGUAAGAAGCUUGAACUUGACGCCGAGAAGAUUAAUGUGAAUGGCGGUGCAAUGGCUAUUGGCCAUCCUCUGGGUGCAACAGGAGCUCGUUGUGUUGCUACCCUGUUGCAUGAAAUGAAGCGUCGGGGCAAAGAUUGUCGCUUCGGGGUCGUGUCAAUGUGCAUAGGCACCGGAAUGGGGGCUGCUGGCGUUUUCGAAAGGGGCGACUCGUGCGAUGAGCUAUGCAAUGUACGUAAGGUCGAAACACAAAACUUCCUUUCCAAGGAUGCUCGAUAAUCUCAGCCAUUAUCCACGAGUUGCAAUAAUAAUGUUAUAGUUUUAGUCGAGGAUGGCAUGUAAUAUCUUCAGACUGAAUCUCAGGGCUAUCGAUUUGUCGCAUCAAAAACCCUAGCUUUUAUAUUCUCACCUUUUUAAUCAGGGUUUCUACAGGGUAUAGAUGAUGAUGUUUGUUAAACAAAUAUUUCUGCUCUUGCUGAAAAAUAUAGUACGCUUUUGCAUUGCA